AUGGGUGAUACGAAUGGACAAAUAGUAGCUGGUGGUAAUGGCCAAGGAAAUCGAUUGGAUCAAUUGAAUGAACCAACCGAUGUAUUGAUCGACAAAGAGACGGAUAGUCUCAUUAUUUGCGAUCCAGGUAAUCAACGAGUCGUACGAUGGUCUCGUCGUAGUGGUACAACUCAAGGAGAAAUCCUCAUCGACAACGUCACUUGUGUAGGAUUGGCCAUGAAUGAUCAGAGAUAUCUCUACGUCUCUGACCACGACAAACAUGAAGUAAGACGAUAUCAAAUUGGAGACAAAAAUGGAACUCUUAUAGCUGGUGGCAAUGGCGAAGGUGCUGGUCUCGGUCAGUUCAACAAGCCGACCUACAUCUUUGUCGAUCAACAACAGACUGUCUACGUGUCAGACAACAACAAUCAUCGUGUAAUGAAAUGGAAUAAAGGUGCAAAAGAAGGAAUUGUCGUUGCUGGAGGUCAAGGCUGUGGGAAUGCUCUGACACAGUUGUGUCAUCCUAACGGACUGUUUCUCGAUACAUUGGGUACCAUCUAUGUGGCAGAUUGCAAUAAUGAUCGAGUGAUGCGUUGGCCUAAAGGAGCGAAACAGGGCACUGUCAUUGUGAGUGGAAAUGGUGAAGGAGAAGGAGCAAAUCAGUUCCACAAUCCAAUCGGUUUGUCUUUCGAUCGACAUGGCAAUCUCUAUGUCGUCGAUAAUGAAAAUCAUCGUGUUCAACGCUUUUCAAUUGAAUAG
Molecule: messenger RNA, 738 nt
Organism: Rotaria sordida
Lineage: Eukaryota; Metazoa; Rotifera; Eurotatoria; Philodinida; Philodinidae
Source: the annotation of a GenBank genome assembly